Molecule: messenger RNA, 338 nt
Organism: Staurois parvus
Lineage: Eukaryota; Metazoa; Chordata; Amphibia; Anura; Ranidae
Source: the annotation of a GenBank genome assembly
UCAUGCUGCUGCCAGGUCCAGAGUCUCUCAUGGGUCCCCUGUACGGCCUCCCAUUGCUGCUGUCUCCAUCGCCACACUCUGCCAUGUGCCACUUUCAGGUCUCCUCACACUGCUGGUGGGUUCCAUUUUGUCAUAGGGUGCUGGCAGAUUACGGGCUCCCCAUUGCUGCUGCCAGGCCCGUAAUCUGCCAUGGGCCCCCCGUACCGACUCCUCAUGCUGCUGCCAGGUCCAGAGUGUCUCAUGGGUCCCUGUACGGCCUCCCAUUGCUGCUGUCUCCAUCGCCACACUCUGCCAUGUGCCACUUUCAGGUCUCCUCACACUGCUGGUGGGUUCCAUUU